Molecule: messenger RNA, 951 nt
Organism: Symphalangus syndactylus (siamang)
Lineage: Eukaryota; Metazoa; Chordata; Mammalia; Primates; Hylobatidae
Product: olfactory receptor 5K2
Biological process (GO): G protein-coupled receptor signaling pathway
Cellular component (GO): membrane
Molecular function (GO): G protein-coupled receptor activity; olfactory receptor activity
Source: RefSeq, a predicted model, not a curated record
AUGGCUGAAGAAAAUCAUACCAUGAAAAAUGAGUUUAUCCUUACAGGAUUUACAGAUCACCCUGAGCUGAAGACUCUUCUGUUUGUGGUGUUCUUUGCCAUCUAUCUGAUCACCGUGGUGGGGAAUAUUGGUUUGGUGGCACUGAUAUUUAUACACCGUCGGCUUCACAUACCAAUGUACCUCUUUCUGGGAAACCUGGCUCUUGUGGAUUCUUGCUGUGCCUGUGCCAUUACCCCCAAAAUGUUAGAGAACUUCUUUUCUGAGGACAAAAGGAUUUCCCUCUAUGAAUGUGCAGUACAGUUUUAUUUUCUUUGCACCGUGGAAACUGCAGACUGCUUUCUACUGGCAGCAAUGGCCUAUGACCGCUAUGUGGCCAUAUGCAACCCACUGCAGUACCACACCAUGAUGUCCAAGAAACUCUGCAUUCAGAUGACCACAGGGGCCUUCAUAGCUGGAAACCUGCAUUCCAUGAUUCGUGUGGGGCUUGUAUUUAGGUUAGUUUUCUGUGGAUCGAAUCACAUCAACCACUUUUACUGUGAUGUUCUUCCCUUGUAUAGACUCUCCCGUGCUGACCCCUUCAUCAAUGAGCUGGUUCAACUCAUCUUCUCAGGUUCAAUUCAAGUCUUUACCAUAGGUAGUGUCUUAAUAUCUUAUCUCUAUAUUCUUCUUACUAUUUUCAGAAUGAAAUCCAAAGAGGGAAGGGCCAAAGCCUUUUCUACUUGUGCAUCCCACUUUUCAUCAGUUUCAUUAUUCUAUGGAUCUAUUUUUUUCAUAUACAUUAGACCGAAUUUGCUUGAAGGAGGAGGUAAUGAUAUACCAGCUGCUAUUUUAUUUACAAUAGUAGUUCCCUUACUAAAUCCUUUCAUUUAUAGUCUGAGAAACAAAGAAGUAAUAAGUGUCUUAAGAAAAGUUCUGCUGAAAAUAAAAUCUCAAGAAAGUGUGAACAAAUGA